CAAGAUUUCGUUUUUUGUGUUUCUUACUAUUUUUAACGUAAGUAUUGAAAUAAUUCAUAUAACUUUCAUGUAAUUUGAUAAACAAGUAUUAAUAGUCUGGUUAUUUUUAAUCCAUCUCGGUGAAUGAACGAACUAAGAUUAAUAAUAAUUGUAAAUUUGUUUAUCAACACAUUAAUAUCCAAACACUUUUUCACACCAAAAAUAAACAAGGAUAAACACCUCCGCGUCUAGGUAUUAAUAGUUAUGGUUAUUAACUGCUUGUCGCUGAUAUGCUUGGGUAUUGGUCACUAUUCAAAACGUCCUUGUGAGCAGCAAACAAAUUUGCCAUUAAAUGUGAAAUUAUAAUAAAGUUGUUAAACAACUUUCAUCACAGCCUCAUCUCAAUCAACCGAUAGCAUGGUUAAUAUUAUCACUUGACUCAGGCCAUUUCAUUCAGAACAUUUAAACUCCGCCUUCAAUUCCUGGCAAUAUAUUAACCAUCAACUUUAGACCCUCAAUCAAUUUGCGAUUCAACCACAGCAAAGAAAUAUCUUCAUCGAAGUAAUAUUGUCAUAAUUUUCAUCUUACCAUUCAACUUGAUACUUAAUCAAUCAAAAUGAAUUUCUUGUUAAUUGUUGCCUGUUUUUCACUUUCAUCAGCUGCUUACGGACUCGAGCCACCGAGAAAACCAUGUGAAAAGGUUGAACAACAUUCUGAUCUAGUCAGCGUUGUGUCCUACAACAAUGCUAAUGCAACUUCAUGGCAAGCUACACCAGGAAAAGCAAUGAAAGUUGAUUUCAUUUUCACUGCGAAGGAAAAUAUUGGUAAAAUUGAACAAGCAAUUUAUGCUAUUUUGGAUCCAAAAGGUGGUCCUGGAGGGAAACCUCUUGAAGUAUCUUACGAUAAGGCUGAAGAUGCCUGUAAAUUCAUCAAUUCAACUUCAUGUGUAACUGAAGGAAUCAAGAAAAAUAAACCUUACAAAAUGUCAUUAUCUUUUGAUGUUCCAGUUUCAGUGCCAAAGAUUGCUCUUGAAGUGAGAUUUGUUGUUAGAGAAUCCGUCAAUAGCAAAAGAUUAAAUCGACUCCAAAGAAUGAAUUGGCUCAAACAUCCCGGUAAAAUUUUACUUUGUUAUCGACUUCCAGUUCAAGUCAUCUAAUUCUGAUAAUUAAUUUAUUCGUUGAUUGGUUCAGCAUUCAUCAUUUGAAGCUAUUUAUUUUCAUUUCUCAUUCUCCGUCAAUUAGAUAUAUCCAAUUUAUAUUAAAAUUAUAUCUAAUAGAUUAAAAAAUUUUCAAUAAAUUGCUUUUAAAAGUCAAA
Messenger RNA from Tetranychus urticae (two-spotted spider mite), 1293 nucleotides. NCBI's taxonomy places the organism in Eukaryota, Metazoa, Arthropoda, Arachnida, Trombidiformes, Tetranychidae. The record is from RefSeq and is a predicted model, not a curated record.